Mytilinidion resinicola is the source of this 816-nucleotide messenger RNA. Its product is annotated as peptide methionine sulfoxide reductase msrB/msrA. Bases 199 to 750 code for a protein of 183 amino acids. Gene Ontology annotation, molecular function: peptide-methionine (S)-S-oxide reductase activity. The record is from RefSeq and is a predicted model, not a curated record. The transcript is spliced from 3 exons. Lineage: Eukaryota; Fungi; Ascomycota; Dothideomycetes; Mytilinidiales; Mytilinidiaceae.
CAACAUCUCAAAUAACGAGUUGCCUCUGAAAUAUAAAUCCCCAUGGUCGCGCACGCUUCUUGACAUCCACCCAACAACUAACUUCAGCAAACCUUACCUAAAACCGUCACAGUGAAGCUCUUCUUCGCUGCCGUUCUCGUCUUCGCAUCUUACCUCUCUAUGUCCUUUAUCUCUCGACUUAUUCGACCAUUCAGCGCAAUGUCUUCACCACCCACACCACAGACCUACCCAGCUGGGUCGCAGACAGCUACUAUAGCUGCAGGAUGUUUCUGGGGUGUUGAGCACAUCUAUCGGAAGACUUUCGCGAACAAAGGCUUGAUUGACGCGAAGGUGGGAUACAUUGGCGGCGACAGCAAGAACCCAAGCUACAGGAGUGUAUGCAGCGGUCGGACAGGACAUGCCGAAGCCCUCCAAGUUAUUUAUGACCCCGAGAAAGUCACUUAUCGCCAAUUGCUCGAGUUCUUCUACAAGAUGCACGAUCCCACCACCGCAAACCGGCAAGGUCCAGAUGUAGGAUCCCAAUACCGGAGUGCUAUAUUCUACAAUAACGAGGAGCAAGAGAAGAUCGCCCACGAUGUGACGUCCAAGGUGAACAAGGAGUGGUGGAAGGGGAAGGUCGCCACUGAGGUUCUCCCUGCAGGAGAGUGGUGGGAUGCGGAGAAGUAUCACCAGCGCUACUUGGACAUGAAUCCUUCGGGUUACGAGUGUCCAUCCCAUUUCGUUCGCAAGUUUCCUGCGCUCUCCGAGUGAGGAAUCCUUUCAAUCUCUGCGUGUUUAAACUAGCGAUAAGAUAAUGACAUAAAUUUUUUAUUCCUG